Linum tenue is the source of this 1634-nucleotide messenger RNA. Lineage: Eukaryota; Viridiplantae; Streptophyta; Magnoliopsida; Malpighiales; Linaceae. The record is from the annotation of a GenBank genome assembly.
UUUGUCCUCAAUUGCUCACCAAGAAAAUGACAUCAUCAAUAAAUACUAUAAUCCCUUCUCCACUUUAAAAUCCUCUUCUUCAUCAUGGUCAUCAUCAUCAUUCCUCCUUCCUCCAAAUUUUGUCUACCCAACUGAUCUUUCCCUCUCACCAACCAAAUAAUUGUGAACCACAUCCCCCAAUUCCUUUUACUUCCUCCACUAUUCCUCAAUCCCCCAGUUCCACUUUCGUUUCUCUCUACCCCUCCGGCGAUGACGUUUGGGGAAUUAUACGGCGAGUACGGCGGAACCCGGCGGACCACGGCGGCGGCGGCGCUGGAGAGCUAUCCUUCCAGCUGUGCAGAAGAAUCCAGGCUGGUCAACGACGAUGAAGCCAAUUACUCAUCGGGAGCUUCCACCCCUCCUCUGUGGCGAACCGCCGACUGCCCUGCCUCGCCGGCGCCGGCGAGGCAGGGGUCGGGCAAUGAGAACCAUUACCAGAGCCUCUCCCCUGCUUCAAGAGCUCAAGCAAUCGCCAGAGGACAGAGGGAGCUGAUGGAGAUGGUCAAUCGAAUGCCCGAAGGCUGCUACGAGCUUUCCCUGAAGGAUCUCGUGGAGCACCAGCUACAAAUCGGAAUCGAUCCUGAUCAGCAGGAAGAGAGAAAUUCGAAUUCGAUCAACGACGGGGGAGAGAUUGAUCGGAAGGUGAAAUUGGGGAAGAAGAAGAAGAGCGAUGUCGGCGAGAAGGGUUAUAAUCCGGCAGCGGCGAAGAUGACCAGAAGUGGGAGCCUGGACAACGGUGGGUUUCUGCUGAAAAUGGGUUAUCCGGUGUAUUCUCUGAGAUCGAGGAGCAAGAAGAAGAAGAAGCAGAGGAAGCAGGGGAAGGACGGAUCGGGGGCUUCGGUCUCGGGCGGGAGCCCGAAGGACGGAAGGGUUUCGCCGAGGCCUCUGUUGGUGAAUGGAUCUUCAGCUCCGGCGACGGCUGGCAAAGGCGGCGGCGCGGAGAGGCACUGGUGGAAAGGUUGUUCUGUGGUGGAGGCGGAGGCAGGGGAGAGCUGCGAAAGCGCGGCAGAAUUCAGCAGCAGCAGUAAUAGCAACAACAGCCGGAGCUCCAAAAGCAGCCGCGGUAGCAACGGCAGUAGAGGCGGCAAUGGCAGAAGAAAUGGCAGCAGGCGGAGAAGUGGUCUUUGCUGCCUGUUCGUUUUCUCUAGCAAGGGCAAAGUAGCAGAUUGAGAAUAAAUGGACAGUAACGGUAAAAAAACCAAGCAGCUGUACAUUUUUGAGAGGGUUGGCUCAUCUCUUACAAUAAUAUAUAUUUAUUUGGAUCAAACUCGUAUGCUUCAGAAGCAUAGUAUGCUACAGAUACUUGUAGUGAGACAUAUACGGUAGAAAUGAUAAUGUACACAAAGGAACAAACCUUCUUUUUUUACGGUGUUAUUGGUAGGAUGUUUGUAAAUCCCAUUUAAUUUCAUGUUUUUGUUUCUUUUUGGCAAUUUCUUUUAUGGUUAGAUACUGAUGGUCGAAUCAAAAGCUGUAGUUGAUUUGAAUUAUAUGUUGGUUGGUUUAAAGUUCCAAUUGGUGACGAGGUUGGUAUUGUAAACAAACAUUGAGACAGGGUUCCUCUCCAUGUAAAUUACGAGUAGUUAUCCUAAAUGGUC